GACGGAGAGGAAAUUCGCCCGCUGUCGCGAUGGUUCAGCUCCUUCACCAAAGAUGAUACAGGACUGCGUGCCAUGCCGCGUCUAUCGUUGCUGUUUCGACUGCCGUCCAAGCUCCGUCGCCGGGCCCGACGCUCCAGGAUGCUGACGCUGUUGCUACUGAUGCUUCUGGUCUUCCUCGUGAUCUAUCCGUUCUAUGCCAUCUACAAGCCUCCAAAACUGCUGAUCAGCUACUUCCGACGACGGUGGCCGGACGUGCUUUGGGAAAUCGACGUACCUCGGGGGCGCAAAGUGAUUGCGCUGACCAUUGACGACGCGCCGAGCGAGCACACGAACGCGAUCCUGAAGGUGCUCGAGGAGAACGACGCGCGUGCCACCUUCUUCGUCAUCGGCGGCCAGGUCGACGGGCGCGAGGACGUCCUGGCCAAGAUGGCGUCCCGCGGCAUGGAGCUGGCCAACCACGCGAUGCACGACCGACCCGCGCGCGAGCUGCCCGUCGAGCAGCUGCAGAGGGAGAUCCUGCAGGUCGAGUCCAAGAUCAACCUGGCCUACUCGACGGCGGGGAUCCCGCGCGCGACGAACCAGCGCUUCUACCGGCCCGGCUCGGGCCUGUUCAACGACGCGAUGCGCGCUCUGAUGAAGAAGCUGGGCUAUCGCCUCGCGCUGGGCAGCGUCUACCCGCACGAUCCCCAGGUGCCCUAUCCGUGGCUCAACGCAAGACACAUCCUCAGCAUGGUGCGUCCGGGUGCGGUGGUCAUCUGCCACGACCGCAGGCCGUGGACGGUGCCCAUGCUGAAGAAGGUCCUGCCGAAGCUCAAGAGGGACGGCUGGGAGGUCGUCACGCUGGGCGAGCUUCUAGAGAUUGGGAAGAAGGCCUCCCGCUGAUCCUGCUUUCGCGGGCUGACCUCUCCAGCUCGACGUCGGGCCCCAUUCUCUUUUCAAGCGUUCUGGCCAGGCAAGCCCUUCACAGACGGGCACGCGGCGGACCUGUGCAUCUGACACCGUUCGACGGUGCUCGAACCAACGACCCGUUUGCCCGUCCGCUCUAGCAUCUUUUUGCCAAAGGCUCCGCAACAGCGCAUGUAUCGCGGGUGCAGAAGACCGCCUCCCUUGGGAAUGACGAACCAAUUUCUUUUAAUGACUGGAAGGGCCCCAGCCUGCCGUUGACCUGCUCGUUUGCCUGCUCCAAACAAACGCGUACGCCAUAUCACAACCUCGUCUUCGUCUCAAACGGCCGUUUCCUCCUCUUGUACGCGCGAUGCCCGCCCUCCCUGCUCUUCUUUUCAGCACUUGGGAAAAGAAAAAUCUAAAAGAAAGAAAGGAAAUAAAAACAAAAAAAAUUUUUUUUGACACGCAGAGAUCCGCUUUUGGGAAAGGGUUUCCGUCUGUCAUCCGGCACGCACACGACCUCAGCCUUCUUAUCUCCUUCGAUUCAACAGCGGCUUGACCAACCCCGUUGAGACGCUCAUCCUCUUCCCCCCUCUCUCACUUACACUCACACCCCCGCUUAUCACGCUCGCGCUCAUACCCUCAUCAGAUACUCCCCCACCCUCCCCCCGAAGGAUUUAGGCGGCUUUCGCAAGAUCUUCUGAUCCGUCCCCCGCGUCAUGCCGAUUCCCUGCUGGCCCGGAACCUGGACGCCGUCCAUGCUUGCUCGAAUCAAAUUCUUAAAGGCGCAGGGCUUCGACGUCUACUUCAUCACGAGGUACUUGGCAGCUGAAUUCGGGGGACCAAAGGACUUUGAUGUGGUGCUCCGAAAGAUGCAGGAGAACUACUUUAUGGAGACGAUGGGCGUUAAGCUAGGUGAAAUGUAAACGUUGGGCCGCACAAAACCUUGGUUCGGGCUUGUUGUAAUCAUUUUGGAGAAUGUGAUCGAAUGCAGAUUAAAGGAUGGUAUCGACUAUUCUACAAGACUACAAAAGGUAUAGACAAGCGCUAGGUGACAAUGGCGCACAUUAAUUCG
This is a messenger RNA of Verruconis gallopava, 1960 nucleotides long. RefSeq lists its product as uncharacterized. NCBI's taxonomy places the organism in Eukaryota, Fungi, Ascomycota, Dothideomycetes, Venturiales, Sympoventuriaceae. The transcript has a single exon. The record is from RefSeq and is a predicted model, not a curated record. The coding region runs from base 73 to 882 and encodes 269 amino acids. Gene Ontology annotation, biological process: carbohydrate metabolic process. Gene Ontology annotation, molecular function: hydrolase activity, acting on carbon-nitrogen (but not peptide) bonds. Gene Ontology annotation, cellular component: membrane.